AUGCGGCCCUAUAAUACUCGCCACAAGGCGCUCUCGUUGAGCUCCCUGGGCAUUCACGUCCCCGGGUCCAACGCCGCGCGCAAUCCUGCGAACCGAGCCUCGUCCAACGCCUCUCCCGUCUCGAUGGCGUCUCCCGCAUCGCCCUCAAAAAAUACCCAGCUGCCGACAAAACGAUUGAAGCGUGCGUACAGCGAGUCCUCGGAUGACACGCCGAUCGAGCGGUUGCCCAAGAAACGCGACGAUGCAGCUCGGCUUGAGCACACACCGCCGCCCUCACCGCCCGCUAAGCGCCUAUCUAUGGACAUGAGCGAAGACGACGAGCCCAUCACAAAAACAAUUGAUAUGGAGGGCAUCAAUGAUGAAAUUGUCGAGGCGGUUAUUGUUCAACUCCAGAACACAAGGAAUCGGCCGCACCUCGUCAAGGAGCUCGCCACCGUUUUGAUGCAGCAGCUCAAGAUCGUCCAGCAGUCUGCGAAUCCGUGCGCCAUUAUUUCAUCACGUCUAGCGACCUACCUGAAGCGACCGGGCUGGUCAGCCAUCGCCCCGUGCCCUCUGGCAAAAGAGCUCGAGUCUGUCCAUCCGCGGCGCACAUACUUCUACCUCACGACCUGCCCACAUCAGCCGCUGCCGGAUCCCGCACAGGCUUUAGCGCUGAGCCACCUCGUACAAAGUCGCGCCAUCAUCUCGCCGAGCCCGUCGAGCGCGCCGUCUACGGCGGAGGAUUCGGACGAGUCCGACACGGAAAGACGGCGCGAGCGCAGCCCGAGUCCCGAAGUCGACCUGUCGAGUCCCGAGCUCGACGACAUGGACGACGACUUUGCCAUGCCCAGCACCCCGAUUGGGUCCUUCUCGCUGCGCGGCGGCUUCUACAUGCCGCCGCGCCCGCUACACAGCGGGUCCGCGCGACACCACCACGGGCGCGCCGCGUCGCCGCCACUGGAGAAGGACGAGAAGGAGUUUACGCAGACGGCCGACGGGUUGCAGAAGCGGAAACUUACGGGCGACCUGGCGCUUGCGUCGUCGUCGAAUGAUGUCGACCAGACGGUGAUGAGCAUCGAUCUGGAUAGAGACGAGAGCUCGCUGUUCGGGGCCGUCACGAUGAACACCUCAUCGUUGUCGUUCGUCUCGAGCCCGGCCAUCCGGCCGUCUACGACCAUGUCCCUCAAUUUCGGGAGAAAGGACGGCGAGGUUGACAGCUGGGUUAAGCUUGAGGGCAUGCUCGAGUGGGACCGCAGUCCGGAGAACAUUGAACUCGAUGAGCUGGAUGGCCUCUUGGAUGACUAUUGA
Molecule: messenger RNA, 1287 nt
Organism: Parathielavia appendiculata
Lineage: Eukaryota; Fungi; Ascomycota; Sordariomycetes; Sordariales; Chaetomiaceae
Exons: 2
Coding region: 1-1287 (428 amino acids)
Source: RefSeq, a predicted model, not a curated record